ACACAAUAGCAUGAUUUAUGAAUAUAUCUCAUUUUAUACAGUGUCGGAAAAAAGCAGUACUACUCGUCGGCCAGUAAAUCCUAACACAUCUGAUGAUGAUGACGCUGCGGAAGCAGGUCCAUCAAAAGAAGUAUGGAGCAGCAGAAGUGGCUCUUCUGUUAGACAUCACCACAAGAAACCUGUGGCCGAAAAGAAAGCAAGGUCGUCUGUCCCGCCACAAACACAGCAGGCUACCCCGCCACGAAGAUUAUCGUCCGUAUGUUCUGUCCCCCCACUCCAAAUUUUGGACACACCUCCAAGACGUCAUCCACACUCCCCUCAUCUUGAUUCUUCGAGUCCUGGGAACAGCAUCCCUCCGCAACAACACCAACACAGUGACAUGGAGGAGACAAACAUCUUAGAAAUGCAGCCAUUAAUGCAAGGAAUGAGCCCCCCAGCACCUGUGAGUACACCACCACAACAAAGCACACCACCCCCACCACAACACAGCCCAACAACACCAGGAACACAAGGCCCUGAUCAGGUGUUUUGGACUAUUUGGGCUAGACAGCAGGCCACUAAUGAAGAUUGCCUGCGUAAGCAGACACAAAUGUUUGCAAGCCUACCAUCUCACCUCAGAAGAAUCUCCAGAAAUCUGAGUCGACAAAAUGAGCAAACAACCAGAAUAGGCAAUACCAUGGAACUCAUGCGUACAGACAUUACACAGGUCAUGGGCAACUUACAGCGCAUAAUGGAAGAACAGCACAGACUAAUGGAAGAACAGCACAGACUAAUGGAAGAACAGCACAGACAACAGCAAAGUUAUAUGAGCAUUUUUCAAAACAGUCAAAAGAUUAAUGAAAGCUUAUUCAGAAUAGUAGACAAUCAAAAUGCUGCUACACGUGAACUCAAUGCCACCCUCACUAACCUGAAUGAAACACUCAGAUGCAUGCACCAACAGCAAACAACCAGCAGUUCUGGUACGACUACUCCAAAUAUCACGCCAGUCUCAUCACCACCAAGACGGUCCAACAGAGCACGCCAACAUGACAGUGCUAAAGGCAAAGGGCAGGACAAGCAGCCACCAAAAAAAACGUAACAAUUUUUUUUUAGACAUUUGU
Messenger RNA from Pseudophryne corroboree (corroboree frog), 1100 nucleotides. RefSeq names its product bromodomain-containing protein 4-like. Lineage: Eukaryota; Metazoa; Chordata; Amphibia; Anura; Myobatrachidae. The transcript has 3 exons. Bases 11 to 1078 code for a protein of 355 amino acids. The record is from RefSeq and is a predicted model, not a curated record.